ACGAAUAAAGGAAGCAAAAGCAGCUUAAUAUUCCUCCAUUAAAAUAUUUCCUUCAAAACCUUCAGUUUGGCCGCACUGUUUGGGUUGGUGAAAGAGAGAGAUUCAUCUACCUCUCUUCUCUCUCCCCUAUUAGGUUUUUCCAAUUUCCCAUUUCUUCUUCGAAAUCACAAAUCCCUUCAGGAAAAACUCCUUUCACCCAACCCCUUUACUUCAUGCGGCUUUGUAUUCUAUCUCUUCUCUUCCUCGAAUUUUCCGCUCUUAAAAUGGGUAUUCUUUAUUAAUUUGUUUCUUCUUCCCAAUACCCUCUUCGCCGUUUUCGACUAUUUCAAAAGGGGUGGCCUUAAUUUCUUCCUUAGCAGAUUGCUUGCUCGGUUUUGAUUUAUGGGUAGGAAGGAAAUUCGAGUCUUCGAUGAUACAAACCAUGGCUUCUUCACGGUUUCUGGUUUGGGAUCUCAAUGUCGUAUUCAUCACGAUGAAUCUUUUCUACCCGGUGGCUUAUUUGCAAGCGUGGGGCAGAUGGGUGUCGGCUUUGGAAUUUCUCCAGAUUCUUCCAAUCCUCGCAACAAUGGUGGCAACAAACUUGCUUACACCGAUUUGUACAUGAAGUACUUAUCUUGGGUUGAGGGUUUUCGGAUUCCUGGGGCUAAUGAAGAGGAGGAAGGGGUUGUGAAGAAGAAGAAGAAGGUUGGGCUUAGAUUGAAAGUUAAAGUUGCUAAUCCUUCACUUAGGAGGCUGAUGAGUGGGGCUAUUGCUGGGGCAGUGUCAAGGACCUGCGUGGCGCCAUUAGAGACCAUAAGAACACAUCUAAUGGUGGGGAGUAGUGGAAAUUCUACCACAGAAGUGUUUCAUAAUAUCAUGCAAACUGAUGGAUGGAAGGGAUUGUUUAGGGGAAAUUUUGUUAACAUCAUUCGUGUUGCACCUAGCAAGGCCAUAGAGCUAUUUGUGUAUGACACAGUCAACAAGAAUCUCUCCCCUAAACCUGGCGAGCCUCCAAAACUUCCUAUUUCUGCCUCAUUUAUUGCUGGGGCCUGUGCAGGAGUUAGCUCAACAUUAUGCACGUAUCCUCUCGAGCUACUCAAAACCCGAUUGACAAUACAGAGAGAUGCGUACAAUGGUCUAUUCGAUGCAUUCUUAAAAAUACUUCGAGAAGAGGGGCCUGCCGAACUCUACAGAGGCCUUGCCCCAAGUCUGAUUGGAGUAAUUCCAUAUUCUGCAACUAAUUAUUUUGCAUACGACACAUUACGAAGAGCCUAUCGGAAAAUAUUUAAGCAAGAGAGGAUUGGAAACAUCGAAACCCUUUUAAUUGGCUCGGCAGCUGGUGCCUUCUCAAGUAGUGUUACAUUCCCACUCGAAGUAGCACGUAAGCAAAUGCAGGUGGGAGCACUGAGCGGAAGACAGGUUUAUAAGAAUGUCAUCCAUGCACUUGUAAGCAUAUUCGAGAAAGAAGGCAUUCCAGGUCUAUUCCGAGGGCUGGGUCCCAGCUGUAUGAAGUUGGUACCUGCAGCCGGGAUUUCUUUCAUGUGCUACGAGGCCUGCAAGAGGAUCCUCGUCGAAGAUGAUGGCGAAGAGUAGAGACUCCUUUCUUACAUGGCAUGAUAGAGCAAGCAAUUCAUGCUCUGUACUAGAGAGAGGAAACACAGUUUUGUUUUCCGUUUUUUUUCCUCCAUUUGCGUUUGUUUUGCCCCCACUCCCAACUCAUUAACUAGAUUUCUGGUAUUUUGCUAAGAUUCAGUUCAAGGACCCUUUUAGAAAGGCUAGAGCUGUUUUUUAUUUUUUACUAUUUAUUUGGAUAAUAUCUUCUAUGACACUGUUCCCAUUGUUGAAGAAUGGAUAAGUACUUGGUACUAGUUGAACAUAUCCAGUGUUGACAAAACUGUUGCUAGGAGUGAUGUAUAUCACCUUUAUGAAGAUAAAGAUAGGUUUUUCUUCUUCAGAUGAAAA
Molecule: messenger RNA, 1941 nt
Organism: Benincasa hispida (wax gourd)
Lineage: Eukaryota; Viridiplantae; Streptophyta; Magnoliopsida; Cucurbitales; Cucurbitaceae
Product: adenine nucleotide transporter BT1, chloroplastic/mitochondrial-like
Biological process (GO): transmembrane transport
Source: RefSeq, a predicted model, not a curated record